AUGAAAUACACACUCCUCGCCUCGGCACUCUUCGCUCUUGCGACCGCUGUCCCCUCCAACUUUGCUAGAGACAGCACCUGCGACUGCGGCCCAGCACCUAUCUGUAUUCAGAGCUGGCCCGAGUCAUGCUACUGCCAAAACGACUAUCUGCGCAAGUGCUAUGAGAUGUGCGGCGGCGCCCAGCCAACAUAUGGCGACUGUAGCGCCGUAGCUAAGAAAAGGCAAGAGACACUACCGUUUAGCUGUGCCAAUGUGCGGUGUCGCGAGGGCUUUGUGUGUGUGGGCGCAGGAAUCUGUGUGCUGGACACGCCGUGCGGCGGCUUUGCCGGGACACCGUGUGCUGACAAGCAAACGUGUGUAGAUGACCCGCGCGACGAUUGUGAUCCGCAGAUGGGCGGCAGUGAUUGUAUUGGACUCUGCUUGCCGUAUCAGGGCUGA
This is a messenger RNA of Pseudovirgaria hyperparasitica, 438 nucleotides long. RefSeq lists its product as uncharacterized. Lineage: Eukaryota; Fungi; Ascomycota; Dothideomycetes; Acrospermales; Acrospermaceae. The transcript has 2 exons. The record is from RefSeq and is a predicted model, not a curated record. Bases 1 to 438 code for a protein of 145 amino acids.